AAAGCAGCAGCAAGAAAUACAAGGCUCGCACAAAUUCAAAGAAAUACUCUCGAAACAAAGCUAUACUCAAUUAGGGGGCAAACACCACUGGACUCAACACCCACAGCCCCAAAUACAGAUUCCCAGCCGAUAACCCAGUCCAAAGCAGUGCAAGAAACGACCACAGCAACAGCAACAACAGACAACAGGCAAUAUCCACAAAUCCCACGCAAGUCAAGGUACAGGGGCUACUACUAGCAUAAUACGAAGUAUGAAACAUGAAAUAAUGAAAUAAAAUGAAAUAUGAAAUAACGAAAUAACAAAGGUUAGAAGUCACCGGAUUACGCUUGUAGACCAAGCCGGAAACCAAUCCCAGUGUUGACCGGCUUCCGGGGCAUUCCGGUGCUGAGAUGGAGCUGCGGCUGAAGACCGAGCUUCGGCUGUUGGAGACCGAGUUGGCGGCUGGAGACCGGGCGGCGGCCUAGAUAAUUGUGAAGCUGCAAGUCAUAGUCUCGGUGUUCUGGAAUGCGCUUGUAUCGUCGCUUAAUUCGAUGAUACAAAGCAAUGCGAGCCCCUCUUGCUCCGUGUUGCUCCGUGUGGCUGAUGCGAGCGUAUCAUGUAGAUUUUAUUUUUAGUGUCAAUUUUAAAUUAAAAAAGAAUCACUUCGUAUUGAUUUAUAUAUGGGAUCAAUUUUAAAUUUUUUUAAAAAAGGAGUCUACUCACCACUGCUGCAAUUUUCUAAGGUUAACUUUGAUCACUGCAAUGACUUCUUCUUCUUCACUGUGUGACUAUCACUACUGCGCCUUCUUCUUCUUUACUGCAUCAUUUCAAUGAUGUGCUCACAUCCCUUCACACUUCGCGUAAUGCGUGAUUCAGAGCCUUGUCACUUUUUUUCUCAUCAUGCUUAUCAUGCUUCCCUAAACACUGCAUUGUCUACAUCCACCACUACUUCCAUGGACUUGGGAUAAUGAAAAAACUUGUUUAGAAUGUUUAGAAUUUGAACUUUGUUAGAGUGAUGGCAAGAGUUUGGCUUUGGCCACCUUAAUGUCCUGUCUUUUUAAGGGUUGGCGUUCUUUAGAUGGUAUAUUCUUUAGAAUAGAUUAUUGUGCUCGAAAUGAUUCCUAGUUAUGCAUAUUCCAGUGUCUAGAUUGUAUCAUGACCAGACUUUGUAUGAAGGGGAGCCUUGGAGUAACUGAUAAAGGUGCUGCUAUGUGACCAGGAGGUCAUGGGUUCGACCCUUGGAGCAGCCUCUGGAAGAAAUGCAAGAGCUCCUGCGUGAAAACAAGCGUAUGCUUGAUAAGUCUAUCCGAGAAAUAGAAAGGGAGAGACAGGGGUUACAAACACAAGAGAAGAAACUAAUUGCAGAGAUAAAGAAAAGUGCAAAGCAAGGACAGAUGGGCGCUGUGAAGGUGAUGGCAAAAGAUCUUAUCAGGACAAGGCAUCAGAUUGAAAAAUUUUACAAGCUUAAGUCCCAACUUCAAGGCGUCUCCCUCAGAAUUCAGACUUUGAAAUCAACACAAGCAAUGGGUGAAGCGAUGAAAGGUGUUACUAAGGCAAUGGGACAGAUGAACAGGCAGAUGAACUUGCCUGCAUUGCAGAGAAUAAUGCAAGAAUUCGAGAUGCAAAAUGAAAAGAUGGAAAUGGUGAGUGAGGUGAUGGGAGAUGCCAUUGAUGAUGCUUUGGAAGGGGAUGAGGAAGAAGAAGAAACUGAAGAGUUGGUAAGCCAGGUCCUUGAUGAGAUUGGGAUUAAUAUCAACAAUGAGCUUGUCAACGCUCCUUCUUCUGCGGUGGCUGCUCCAGCAGCGAAAGGUAAGGUUGCACAAGCUGAGGCAACUGACCAUGACGAUGGAGGGAUAGACAGUGAUCUGCAAGCAAGGUUAGAUAAUUUGAGGAAAAUGUAAAUUGUUUGUAGAAUAAAUUGAAAACUUUAUACGGUCUUUGUAAUAUUUGUGAAAAUUCUGGAAUUCAUGGUCAGACAUUGUGUCUGUCAUUGCAACACAUAGCAUGCCCUAUGCUUACUGUUUAUUCUCGAAUCUGUUAGUUAUUGCACAAUACAUGGUUAACACUGAUGAUUGAAGAA
Capsicum annuum is the source of this 2059-nucleotide messenger RNA. Its product is annotated as vacuolar protein sorting-associated protein 2 homolog 1. NCBI's taxonomy places the organism in Eukaryota, Viridiplantae, Streptophyta, Magnoliopsida, Solanales, Solanaceae. Bases 1239 to 1880 code for a protein of 213 amino acids. The record is from RefSeq and is a predicted model, not a curated record. Gene Ontology annotation, biological process: late endosome to vacuole transport; protein transport; endosome transport via multivesicular body sorting pathway. Gene Ontology annotation, cellular component: multivesicular body; ESCRT III complex. The transcript has 5 exons.